Ectocarpus siliculosus is the source of this 1044-nucleotide messenger RNA. Lineage: Eukaryota; Phaeophyceae; Ectocarpales; Ectocarpaceae. The record is from the annotation of a GenBank genome assembly.
AUGGAUGAGGCCCGCGCGCUGCUGGAGCAGCUGAUGGGUCGGGAACGGGACAUUCCUGUGGACAAGAGGACAAACCGUUCCAGGAAGAUCUGGGACGACGACAUCUGCAAGCCGUACCUCUGCGGUCUGUGCCCGUACGUGGACUUCAGGAAUACAAGGAGCGAUCUCGGCGAGCACCCACCGAACCAGGACCACGAUCCCGACGUCAAGGCCCAGUGGGACAAGCUCUCCGAGGACGAGAAGGACAAGUACGGGUACGAGCGGGAAUUGAUGACGUACCUGAUGGAUCUCGUGGUCACCUGCGACCGAAGGGUAGAGAAGAACAAGGAGCGCCUAAGGCUUGAGCAGGGUGACGAUAACGUUAAGGACAGCCAGAUCGCCAGGUUAAUCGACAUGGAGAGAGUUAUGAGCGAGAAGAUGGAGCUGUCGGAGAAGCAGGCGGAGGAGGGGCUCGUCGACGAAGCGCAGGCCCUCCUUGCCGAGGUCGCGCGGAUGCGGGAGCACAAGAGCGCGAUCGAGAAGCAGAUGGCGGAGAAAAACGAGAACAGCAAGAGGGACAUCGUGUGCGAGGUGAGCGGCAACAUCAUGCUGGUGUCGGGCAACAUCCUUUCCUCCGCCGAGAACGAGGAGCGCAUCCGGUGCCACUUCCAGGGCAAGCAGUACCUCGGCUGGAAGGCCGUUCGGGACAAGCUCAAGGAGCUCAAGGAGAAGUUCGAGAACAAGCCCAUCAGGGAGAGGAGCAGAGAAGUUGGAGCAAGUGGAGGAGGAGGGGGGGGGGGAGAUCGAGACCGUGAGAGGGACAGGUCAAGAGAGAGGGCACGAUCUAGGGAUCGCGGGCGAUCGCGGGACCGAUCCCGUGACCGUUCCCGAGAACGUUCCCGGGACCGUUCGCGAGACCGGGGCAGGGACAGGGGCAGAGGCAGAGACAGCAGAGACAGAGGCAGGGAUCGGGAUAGGGAUCGGGAUCGGGAUAGCCGCGACAGAGGUCGGUCGUCCUACCGCGGGGGGGGGGACCCUGAACCCUUCCCCCCGCCCCCCCCCUCG